AUGACGCUCUCAUUCUCUCUAUAUAUCUAUCUAUCUUGCGCUCUCACUCUCUCUCUCUAUCUAUCUAUCUAUCUAUCUCUAUCUCACUCUCUCUAUAUAUCUCUCUCGAUCACUCACUCUAUCUCACUCACUCUCUCCCUCGCUAUAUAUAUCUAUUUCUCUCACUCUCUCUCUCUCUCUAUCUCACUCACUCUCUCUCUAUAUAUAUAUAUAUUUCUCUCUCUCUCUCUCUCUCUCUCUAUAUAUAUAUAUAUAUAUCGCUCUCACUCUCUCUCUCUAUCUCACUCACUCUUCUCUCUCUAUAUAUAUAUCUAUUUCUUUCACUCUCUCUCUCCUGCUUUUUCAUGUCUCUGCUGUUUUCCCCGCUCUCCUCUCCCUCUUUUCUAUUUCUUUCUCACUAUAUGUAUAGAUCAUGUCUCUUUUGACUUUCUGUCACUCUUUUUCUUUCUUUCUCAACCACCUUUCCUCUCCUCCCCCCCCCCUCUCUCUCUCUCUCUCUACUUCUCUGUCGUCUUUCCCUCAUUCUCUCUUUCUCUCUUCCUCCCUUCUCAAUUUGUAUGCCAAUCUAUCUAUACAUCUUUGGAACUAUAUCUGUUUAUCUAUCGGGUUGUCUCAGAAGAACUAAAUUUAUCUAAAAGCUCUUUCUUUCUUUCCUCGAGCUAA
Acanthosepion pharaonis is the source of this 663-nucleotide messenger RNA. NCBI's taxonomy places the organism in Eukaryota, Metazoa, Mollusca, Cephalopoda, Sepiida, Sepiidae. The record is from the annotation of a GenBank genome assembly.